GAGCGGGUGGCGGUCGGUCAGCGCCAGUCAGUAGAGCCGCGCGGCGCUGCGCUUCGUAGCCGGCGAGCGCGAGAGACGAGCGUGCUGUGCAGCGUGCGCCUAGCGACGCACCUCCGCUCUCUAUUAUGCCACCCGUGCGCGGCGUUUACUUGUGUUAUGGUGCUUUAUGAUGGUACGGCAUGAGAGUGCAAGAUAUGCGGACGUACCGUGAAAGAUGCGUUGCUGAAACUGCCGUCGCUACAAGUGGGCGGAGAAACGCGACGCGUCCUAGGCUGCUCAGGUGCAGGUAGGAGGGGCUCGUAUGUGAAGUGCGUGGUAGGGUGCGGUGAUGGAGUUGGUAAUAUUGAAAGCGAGAGCCCAACUAAAUCGUCUCGUGUCGCCGGGUGAGAGGCGCGUGGAAGGCGUCGAGCGGACAUCGCAGCCGCAGGAGCAGGCACGCGCUGAGGGCGGCGGCGAAGGCGCGCGGCCGGCGGGCCGCGGCCGCACCACCAUGGCGCCCGCCGCGCCCGCGCCGGCCUCCGCCGCGCCCUGGCUCAACGCCACGCUCGCAUACAACGUAUCGCGGCUCAACGCUACGUUUGACACCGAUUAUGAGCUGCUUAACGCCACCGCCACAGACGAUCACCACAACCACUGGUUCUGUGCAAAGUGGACCAGCGCACAGCAGGACCUGUUUCAGGCGGCAAACCUAUGCUUCGCGAUAGCAUUUCUCGCGCCGAAGAGCUUUAAGCAGAGCAUCCUGGUAUUGCGCGCGCUGGCGGCAGCGGGCGCUGUACUCAUGGGCAUGUGGGCCGGCGCCGAGGUGUGCGCGCCUGACGUGCUCGCCUGGAGCCUCGCGCUCGUCCUCGUCAACUCCAUACACACAGUUUUCUUGAUUAUAAGAUUCCUUCCGCCGGCAUUAUCGCUCGAGCUGACUGACCUGUAUUUGAAGCUAUUCAAGCCAUUGAAAGUCAACAAGAAACACUUCCAGGAACUGACGCGCGAGGCUCGGAUAGUGCGCCUCGAGCCCGGCGAGGCGUACGCCCUCGAGGAAGUAACGCCCGCCGAUGAGAGACUAUCGAUACUCAUAAAGGGAAAGAUGCGAGUCAGUUGUGAUGAAACACAUCUCCACUAUAUACAACCAUAUCAGUUUGUCGAUUCUCCAGAGUGGGAAGCGAAUCGAGAGCAAUCUGAUGACGUUUUUCAGGUGACGGUGGUGGCGGAGGAGGUGUGCACGUGCGUCUGCUGGCCGCGCAUGCGCCUCGAGCGCGUGCUGCGACACCGCCCCGCACUCAAGGUCGUGCUCGACUGUCUUAUAGGUAAAGAUAUAACUCAUAAGCUGUAUUCGGUGAGUGAGGGCCUGGGUGCGGCGGCGGCAGGCGAGCGGGACGGCGCACCCACGCAUCUCACGCGUUCUGCCAGCGUGGAUGCCGUGCACGAGGGCGCGCGCGGGCGGCUGCGCAGCCUGGCGUGGCGCGCACGCUCCUCCACUCCCAAAGGUAAAUUUUCAGGAACAUCAUACUGGCAGCCUGUAGUUGCGCGUCAGUUUCUAAGGCAGUCGCCGUUCGGGCGGCUAUCGCAGCCGUCGCGGCUGCUGGCGCAAGCGUCGUCGACGAGCCUGCAGGCGGGGCGGGGCCGGCGCAGCCCGCCGCGGCGCGCCGCGUCCUUCCGUCGCGGGCGCGAGGUGAAGUUCGCUGAGGUGUCGCCUGAGCCGUGCGUGUGACGCGGGCCGCGGCUCCAGCCGGAGCUGGUGCCGCUGGUAGCGCCGCGACCCUUCUCGCCCUCUUCCCCCUCGCCGCCUCUUCAAACUCCCUGACCGGGAGCUGAGCGAACGGCAGCGCCCCACAUGACUGACUUCUGAACUGAAUUAUUGUGUUCGCGGAUCGCCCACUACGCACUGCAUCAUGAGUAGAAGCAAAUUCUAGAGGGUGAACGAUUCAAGAACGUCGAUUGACCGUUUCGAUUGAUUUACAAAAGAGCUUCCUGUUAUUGAAUGUUUAAUAUUUAUUUUAGUAUCUACGCGUUAAAUGCUUCCUCGUUCGCUCGACAUUAGUGAAUUGUGCGUUACUUACAUGCUGCAAAGACUAUAGUGGCCGCGUAACCCAAGUGAUUUCUAAAGCGGAAGUGUUAUAAUUGUAUAAAUGUGUGAGAAAUUAGCCUAAUGUUAUUGUGUGUAUUGCAUACGGUGUGCCCUGCGGUGUAUUUAUAAGACAAACGCUCAAAUACCCCAAUGAACACUACGAAAUAGUGCAAAAUUUUUAUAAAACCUAAACACAUGAAACGAGCGACGUUAGUUCUGCAUACAAAACAAUGUUAGAAUAAUGGAAUUGUGAGUUAUACAUAAUUUUUUUAGCAAUUGAUAUAAUUCAAAUGUGGUAUUCUAAAAGUAUUUAAUGUUAAAACAAUUAAUUGUUUAUUAGUGUUAAGAUGUGUUAAAUUCGUGAUAAAAUAUUGAUGUUACUACGCGGAUUUAUACUGAGAAUUGUUUAGUAAAAAUGUAUGUGUUACAUAAAUAUUCAAAGUUCCGUAAAUGUAGAAUCAUACUUUUCAUACGGCAUAUUCGUUACCAUUCAAAUUAAAUAUUCGUUUCUUAUGUUAGAUCGCAAUUCUUGGUAUAUUAUAUUUGUUUAGUUUUAUAUAAGUAAAAGGUCCCUUUAAGACACAAGAAUGAUCAAGAACUGAUCUAAAAUAGGUUAGUUCUUUACACUUUAAGUGUCUAACAAUAGUUCGCCGGCAUCACUCAAAAAUGUAUGAUUUGUUUUCAUUACAACAUACAACAUAAUCAACCCUGCAUGUAGAGUCAUGUUAAUUUAAAAUUUCUUUAUCGCCACAACAUACCAAAUCAUUAUUGCCGAUAAUGAAAUCACUGCGUACAUUAAUGUGUACUUAUCCAUCCAAACUUACUAAUGAAAGCAUUUUCAUAUGUACCGGUCCGCCUUAUCCAGUAGUGUCGACAAUGCAUGUGAAGAAAAUUAUUCGCAAUCAUUUAGUCAAAUAGCAAAUCUGCCAUCAAAGAAAUAGCUAUUAUUGAAAUGAAUUAAUAUUGAUCAAAACUAUCUUUGAGAAGAAACACUUGCAAGAGGAUACUUGGUUGAUUAACUACAGUAGUUAAAAACUAAGUAUAUAUACAAGUAAGUCAGGCGAUUUGAUCAAAUCCCAAACUAAAUCAAUAUAUAUUAAUAUAAGAUAAUAUUAGCCCUGUUUUAUAUA
Molecule: messenger RNA, 3189 nt
Organism: Manduca sexta (tobacco hornworm)
Lineage: Eukaryota; Metazoa; Arthropoda; Insecta; Lepidoptera; Sphingidae
Product: blood vessel epicardial substance
Exons: 8
Coding region: 329-1702 (457 amino acids)
Cellular component (GO): sarcolemma
Molecular function (GO): cAMP binding
Source: RefSeq, a predicted model, not a curated record